Anguilla rostrata (American eel) is the source of this 1483-nucleotide messenger RNA. RefSeq names its product insulin-like growth factor-binding protein complex acid labile subunit. Gene Ontology annotation, cellular component: extracellular matrix. Lineage: Eukaryota; Metazoa; Chordata; Actinopteri; Anguilliformes; Anguillidae. The record is from RefSeq and is a predicted model, not a curated record. Gene Ontology annotation, molecular function: protein binding. The transcript has a single exon. The coding region runs from base 1 to 1077 and encodes 358 amino acids.
AUGGCAGCUAGCUUAUUCUGCUGGUUCCUUUUCUUCACAUUUGCAAAAAAUCUGCAAGGCCAGGUCCGGCAGUCCUGUUGGCCAUCCUGUGACUGUGUCACUGACAUCAAGUUCCUGAACUGCUCCUAUAGGGGGCUCACUUACGUGGCUGGGGACUUCCCCCCAGAUACCAAGCACUUGGAUUUGUCUGGGAACUUUCUAACAGCGCUCCACAAGGGGGGUUUCAGAUUGCUGUGGAACCUACAGGUCCUCCUCUUAAGUGACAACAACAUCAGCAGCAUUUCAGAAGGUGCGUUCUCUCCCCUGGAGAGUCUCUGGAAGUUGGACCUGAGCCAGAACCGGAUCUCCUACCUGAGCAAGAGCUUCUCCCUAGGCCUAGACUCUCUGAGGGAGCUUCUGCUGGGGGAGAACCAGCUGACCUUCCUGGACGAUGGGAGCUUCCUGCACCUGGACAGCUUGCGGAGGCUAGACCUGAGCGGCAAUGCCAUCCGGUCCGUCCAGACGAGGGCCUUCAUCUGCACGACCACGCUUCGCGAGCUCGACCUGCAGAACAACCGGUUGGGCUACCUCCCCAACGGCAUCUUCUCCAGCCUCCGGUCCCUGGAGGUGCUCAACCUGAGUGGGAACCGCAUCCACAGCAUAGAGGUGGGGGUCCUUACUCCCCUCAUCAGCCUGGCCUUAUUGGACCUCUCUCAAAACAACCUGCGCACCAUCCUCUUUAAGACAUUCCUCAGCCUCCGUACCCAUGGCACCCAUCUCCUCCUGGGGCGCAACCCUUGGCACUGCGACUGCGACCUGCAGAGGGUCUUCAGGAAGCUGCGCAGGGUGCGCAGGCUCUUCCUGGACGACUACCGUAACCUCAGCUGCGUGGAGCCGGCAGAGCUGCGGGGACACCUGCUGAGCCGGGCGGACGCCGAGCUGUGCGUUGCCGAGACGGUCACCGUGCUCGUCAUUACCGUCACCGUGGUGAUCACCGUGCUAGCCGCCAUCGUCAUGGCCGAGACAAGCAAGAGGAAUCCAAUAGCGAAGCAAGGCUCAGAGGAGAACACUGGGUUGGAGGACUACACUGAAAACUAACACCAAGGAGUGGUGUGAUUUCUGUUCACUUAUUCAGAUAUUUCAUAUAAUAUUACUGUCACAUUUGACCCAUUAAAGUGAGUUUUUAUGUAUAAAGGGAAAGCCAAAUGGCUGGUUUCACAUUUUACAUGUGGUUGUAUUAUGUAUGGUAAAGGGUACUUUUUAUAUACCUCUCAUCAAUAUUUCAGUUCACUUCAUUAAUUCAUUUUUGUUUGUUUUGUUUUGUAAAUGGAGACUGCACUGAUACUGCAUUCAUUCUGUGUACUUGGAGAGAAAGGUUAGUUCAUUUAUUUAAAUUGGCAGCUUUGCAUGUGAAUAGUAGCUACAUAGAUAGCUGAAUACCCCACAAGAGUAAGUUAACUAACUUACAAUGAUCAUGCCACACCCAUCUCCAUUUUUAUUGACA